This is a messenger RNA of Heterobasidion irregulare TC 32-1, 1935 nucleotides long. It is a transcript of the gene DNAI1, whose product is annotated as cytoplasmic dynein with WD40 domain. The coding region runs from base 1 to 1935 and encodes 644 amino acids. The record is from RefSeq and is a predicted model, not a curated record. NCBI's taxonomy places the organism in Eukaryota, Fungi, Basidiomycota, Agaricomycetes, Russulales, Bondarzewiaceae. The transcript is spliced from 10 exons. Gene Ontology annotation, biological process: transport along microtubule. Gene Ontology annotation, molecular function: dynein light chain binding; dynein heavy chain binding. Gene Ontology annotation, cellular component: cytoplasmic dynein complex.
AUGUCAGUGAAUCAGAGAAGGGCAGAGAUUGAGGCGAAGCGUGCUAAGCUCGCCGAGCUUCGCAAGGCGCGGCAGGACCGACAAGCGGAGAGGCGAAUUUCUGAUACAGCAAAUAUUCCUUCUGCUGCACGCAGGGACGUCGACCAACUUGUGAACCAACUCGUUGGCGAUGGCUCGUCUUCGUUCCGCACACCAGACAUGACCCCUUCUCCCUCCGUGCCCGGCACACCGUCCUUGGGGCAUGCAAUCAAUCUCCCUGGCCCUUCGGGCCUAAAUCCAUCUGGAAGAGUCAGUCGUCAGAGCGAUGCUGCCUCUGACCUGCUGAGCAUGGGUACCACAUUGAUGAACUCCGGGACUGACAAUAUACUUGACCGGACCAUGACGCCGCGUUUGAUUCCGGACUUGAUCGACGUAGAGCAGGAAUUGUUUGAAUUACCCCAACGGGAGCGUGUUACGUAUAACAAAGAGAUCCAGACAACUUAUUUUGAGGAACCUGCACAGCGACCUGACGAGGAAGAGAUCCGGGAGCGAAUCUUUCACGAGCGUGACUUAUUAGACGCUGAACGAGCAAGGGAGAAGGAGCUCGAAGAGGAGAGCGUUCAGCUUGACAAUGAGAUUGAGAAAGCGCUUCGGGAGCUGACUGAGGAGGAAAGGACGAGCAUCUUCACCGCACCUGAGUUUUUGGAUUUCGUUGAGCAGUCAUCUAAGAUUGUGCAACGAGCUCUGAACGAUAAUUAUGACUAUAUUCGCGACUAUACCUCAGGCGCAGAGACAGGAGCGGACGACUCCGAAGGGAAGCGUGUCAAGCAAGUAUGCGCUUUCUGGGACGAGCAACAGUGCAAGAACAGAUCCAUAACGGAUGUGGACUGGUCUCCAAAGUUCCCCGAGCUUAGCGUGGCAUCAUACAACAAAAACCCUGCUGCGCUGAACGAACCAGACGGUAUCGUCGCUUCCGAUGUCCUCUCCGUGACGUUCUCACCGUUCCAUUCAAACCUUGUCUUUGGCGGGACUUACUCGGGCCAGAUAUUACUGUGGGACACACGAUCGAAACAUCUGCCGGUUCUGAAGACGCCGCUGUCCGCAGCCGGACAUACACAUCCGGUGUAUGCGAUGCAGAUGGUUGGAACACAGAAUGCGCACAACUUGAUUACCAGCAGCACAGAUGGCAUGGUAUGUAGCUGGCUGGUGGACAUGCUAGCGCAGCCACAGGAAACACUUGAGCUCGUUCAUGCAGGCCACAAUAAAACCAAUGAGGUAUCGAUCACGACGCUGGACUUCCCAGACAAUGAGACGACAACCUUUUGGGUAGGCACGGAGGAAGGCAACAUCUACCAGGCGAACCGUUAUGACCGCGCGGGCGCAAAGGCGGGGCUUAAUCAGUAUGACGUUUACCGUGGCCAUUCAGGUCCCGUCAUGGGACUGCACUUUCAUCCCACCAUCGGGCCUGUGGAUUUCUCCGACCUGUUCCUGACCUGUUCUGUCGACUGGACCAUCAAGCUGUGGAGAGCCAGGUCGCUGGCGAAGACAUCGACGACGGCACAUAAUGUUGCGCCGAUCUACUCGUUUGAAGAGGCAGAUGACUACGUGUACGACGUGAAAUGGCAUCCUGCACACCCUGCACUGUUUGCGUCCGUCGAUGGAUCAGGCAAGUUCGACCUGUGGAACCUGAACAUCGACACGGAGGUUCCUGUCGUGUCUACGGCUGUGAGUCCAGGGCAUUCUAUUAACAAGCUGCAAUGGGACCGCAAAGACGGCCGGAGGGCCAUCAUGGGUGGCAGCGAUGGCAGGCUUUAUGUGUACGAUGUCGGGGAUUUGGCGAUUCCUCGGGAGGCAGAGUGGAAUGACAUGCAGAAGACGACAGCUGGUUUGAUCGGUGGGGGGCAGACGAAUGGUGCUUUGGACGGGGAUUCCUCUCGUCCCCUUACCGGUCGGUAA